AUGAACGGCGCCAAACAAGGCCCCAGUGUGGCCGACCUGGCUGCGAUGUCCACCGAGGAAAGAAUGGCUGGCAUGGAACACUCAGAAGUCCGCUAUUUCACAAGCUACGACCACCACGGUAUCCACGAGGAAAUGCUGAAAGAUGAAGUCCGCACACGAUCGUACCGGGACGCCAUCUACCAGAAUGCGCACCUCUUCAAGGACAAGGUUGUACUUGACGUCGGCUGUGGAACGGGAAUUCUCAGCAUGUUCGCAGCACGUGCCGGCGCAAAACAUGUCAUCGGUGUGGACAUGUCCAGCAUUAUCAACAAGGCCAAAGAGAUCGUCGAGGUGAAUGGACUGUCAAAGAAGAUCACUCUGCUGCAAGGGAAGAUGGAGGAGGUGGAGCUCCCAGCACAACACCUGGUAAACGGCAAGGUGGACAUCAUCAUUUCGGAAUGGAUGGGCUAUUUCCUCCUUUACGAAAGCAUGCUCGACACAGUCCUCUACGCCCGUGAUAAGUUCCUGACGCAAGGAGGCAAAAUCUUCCCAGACAAGGCGACGAUCUACAUGGCCGGUAUCGAAGACGGAGACUACAAGGAAGACAAGAUUGGAUUCUGGGACAACGUUUACGGCUUUGACUACUCUCCCAUGAAAGAGAGUGCAUUGAGCGAACCCCUUGUCGACACGGUGGAACUAAAGGCUCUGGUCACUGACCCGUGCCCGGUCUUCACGAUUGAUCUGAACACAGUCACCGCCUCUCAACUGGCAUUCUCAGAGCCAUUCGAACUCCGAGUGCAAAGAAACGACUUCGUCCAUGCGCUCAUUGCAUGGUUCGACAUCGACUUCACCGCCUGCCACAAACCAAUCCGAUUCUCCACGGGACCCCACGCCAAAUACACGCACUGGAAGCAGACUGUCUUCUAUCUUCGGGAGGUGCUGACCGUUGAGCAAGGCGAAUCUGUGCGAGGUUACCUUUCCAACAAGCCCAACAGCAAGAACAAGCGCGAUCUGGACAUCAAGAUCGACUAUGAGCUGGAAACUUCCGACCCCACACGCUUUGCUAGUGGAUCAUGCGAGUACAGAAUGUAA
Molecule: messenger RNA, 1071 nt
Organism: Capronia coronata CBS 617.96
Lineage: Eukaryota; Fungi; Ascomycota; Eurotiomycetes; Chaetothyriales; Herpotrichiellaceae
Product: protein arginine N-methyltransferase 1
Exons: 5
Coding region: 1-1071 (356 amino acids)
Biological process (GO): peptidyl-arginine methylation
Cellular component (GO): nucleus
Molecular function (GO): protein-arginine N-methyltransferase activity
Source: RefSeq, a predicted model, not a curated record